Molecule: messenger RNA, 3935 nt
Organism: Electrophorus electricus (electric eel)
Lineage: Eukaryota; Metazoa; Chordata; Actinopteri; Gymnotiformes; Gymnotidae
Source: RefSeq, a predicted model, not a curated record
UCAGCGCAGUUAAUACCAUUCUGUCAAGGUGAAGUUUCUGGACAAAAAUUCGCAGUGAUGGAAAAGCAGAAAAUAUUCAACCUACUUAAAACUCAGAGAUUGGAUAAAUACUACAACAAAUUCCUUGAGCUGGGGAUUGAAAGUGAACAGGAUUUUUUGGACAGCAUCACUGACAAGAACUUGGAUGACAUGGGGUUCAGUGUAGCUGAGAAGAACCGGUUCAGUAAAUUGACAGAACAUAUUCAAAGACUUGGCACAGCAAAAGAAUUUGAAGUGAAGAAAUCACUUGAAUCAUACAACCUGUAUUUUGCAUUCCCAAAAUGUCAAGCGCAUAAUGAAAUCACAGGAAUGGACCCUUCCCAAAACACCAUGGAAGAUCUUAUGCUCAGGAUUUGCCAUCAGAAGAACAUGGAUGACAUGACAUCUGUGUGUUUAUUCACAACUGAUGGACUGCCCUUGACAGAUGAUCCCUUUUUCAACACUUGGUCUCUGAAAGACAGGCAUAUUGAAAAUGAGAGAAAAUUAUAUGCCAUAUUUACACCAAAGGAAAACUUGAAAGAAUCUCCUCAAUGUCCAAGCCAAGCUAACAUAACAAAUGAAGGACCAAAUACUGUCCGCUGUCACGUCAUGCUGAAGGGGAUUCAUGAAAUCCAUGUGGAUCUGGAGCAAAGCACAAUAGUUGACUUGAGGGGAAGACUUUCACUUGAAAGCGGUAUACCUGCACAUGUGUUGCACCCCAAAGAUGAGAAUUACAGUGUCAGUGACACACUGUAUGACCUCGGGGUCACUGAAGAGGAACCAGUAUACUUCACCCUGUCCUCAUUUCAUGAUCUAGUACCCUCUUUCAAUGACAUGUUCAUCAGUGAUGUCAAACCCAUGGUACAACAGUCACAAAAAGGCCUAAGUGUUUUCUACUCAACUCUGCGAGCCAUUACAAUGAGACAUAGUGGAGAGGACUUCAAGAAAGUGAUUGCAUACAUUCGAAAACUAAGUGGGUGCAAUCCUCUGGCUCAGAGCUUGUACCAACUCAUAUGUAAAACUGUGAAUAUUACAAGAAUCCAGAAGGUUGCAGUUGUUGAAGGGCUUUACUUUCUCUUCAGGGAAUUGUUACCAAGCCCUACUAAAAGAACUGGGGACAAGAUCAUUGAAGAUUGGGAGGUUUUUGAACAUGCACCUGUUUGCUGGGCCUACCUUCUAUCACACGGAGAGAACGAGAGCUUGGAGCAUGAAAAUUAUGCUCGGAUAUCCCUGAAAGCACAGUCAACAGGCCAACGUUUCUCUGAACCUGUAAAAGUACCAGGAGUGCCUGAAAUAUUUGACAGGGAAUAUGUUCUAGAAAAAAUAAAAGAUGGUGAAAAAAUCCCAAAUUGCACCAUGGAGAACCUUAAAGAGACAUCAAUUCAAAGAGAAACUGAUGUUGAGAGAAUUUUGCUCAGUGUCCCACCAUUCAUGGAUGCUUUUCCACUCUGGAUUUCAUAUGCUCCUACACAACCUGCUUCCAAUUUUGAAAUCAGUACAGGGAAAACAUAUGCCCAGAUGAAUCAGGACCUUGCAAAGUAUGAGCACCUCAGAAUAACUCCACCAUUACAGCUGAAGCCUCUGGGAGUUGAAGGACCACGCUUGGUGUUUAUCAGUGAAGAAAAUCUUGCCAUUUACACUAGUAAAGACAAACUCACACCUCAAAACAUUAAGGUGUUUGACUGUCUUGCUGGGAAAGAGGUCACCGUGAAUGUUGAAGAGCUGGCCAAUAAACUGAGAGAUGCAAGAGCUGACCUAACUUUCACAGUGACAAAAACACCAAAAGAAGCAAUAGUGGUGCUCUUUGAUUCAAGUUCUUCAAUGCAUGAGGAAUGCUUUGAUGCAGAGUGCCAGAUGAAACGAAUUGAUGCUAUAAAACAAGUUUUUGACAGCUUUUCAAACCGAUGCAUGGCUUAUGAUUUCGACCAUGUGAUCUGCCUUGUGAAAUUUGACUCUAAAGUGAAAACUCUUCAUACCUUCACUGAAAAUUUGGAAACCUUUAAGGAAUAUGUUCACAGUCUUCAGGCAUCUGGAAAUACUAAAUUGUAUGAUGCUUUAAACCACGGAGUUAAAGAACUUAAUAAAGUAAGAGAAAGAUUUACUGACUGCAGAUGCCGCAUUUUGUGUUUGACAGAUGGCAAUGAUGUUGGAUCAACAAUCAAGCCAGUUGAUGUUGCAAAAACACUGAUUACAUCAAACAUUAUUGUGGAUUCUGUGCUUGUUGGUAAGGUAGAUAACACCGUGCUCCAUGGAAUCAGCAACGUCACAGGAGGAUGCUGUUUUAAACCUAACACAAGUAAAGAAGCUGUGCAACUUUUUGAAAUGGAAACGGUCCUGUCAUUAGAGCAGAGGAAAAACAAAAACAGGUUUGAUGUAUCGUCCCUGCAAAGUGAGGAAGAUCUGAAAAAUAUUUUUAAGAGGCAUGGUUAUGAUGACAAACCUGAAACGAAACUACCACCACAAAUAAACAAUAAAGUGACUAUGACACAGAAUGCACUGAAAAAGAAGAUCCAAGAAUCAAAGUCAAACCGCUUUUUGGACAAAGACAAACGGAUUUUGGAGGAACUCAAGAGUCUUCACUGUGACCCCCAUCCAUUCUGCACAGUUCUUCCUUCUGAAUCAGAUAUCACGUUCUGGAAGAUUUUGAUGCAAGGUCCUCCCGAUACACCAUACGAGAAUGGGGUGUUUGAGCUGUAUUGUCAGUUUGGCCAGGACUACCCAGUCAAGCCACCAGCUGUGAAAUUCUUCACACCUAUUUAUCACUGCAAUGUGAACAGCGUGGGCAGAAUUUGUCACAAUAUAUUUGAUCGUAACUACUCAGCCCAAAUAACCAUGAGAGAGAUUCUGGAUGCUAUAUAUGGGCUUCUUAUAGUUCCUGAACCAGAGGACCCUUUGGACAGUGUCCUGGCAGAAGAAUUUAUGUGCAGCAAAGAAAAAUAUGAAGAGGAGGCUAGGAAAAACACACAGACCAAUGCAGGUCCAUCCAUGGAUGACAUAGAAAAGAAAUAUGUGGGUCCAGAACUGUCCAAGAUAACUCUACCUCCUAAUCUGGUAUGCUAUCUGACCACAAAAUUGUUUGUUGAUCCAGUGAAAACCAAAGAUGGAUUCACUUAUGAGCGUAAAGCUAUUGAAAAACAUCUUAAAAGCUACAGGACAGAUCCACAGACAAAUAAACUUCUAAGGAGAACAGACUUGAAACCAGACAAAGAAAUAUUAAAGGCUGUUAAGAAGUUUCGGAGAACCCAGAUUCAGGAGACUGCUGUAUAAAACACAGUUGGUGGUGCAGGUUUUGUAGCUGCCUAUUCAGAGAACAAUAUUUUUGUCUUUUAUCAAAUGUUUUCUUUUUUUUUUUUAAUUUCUAACACUUUGUGUAAGGAUCAUUUGAGCAAUAAGAUUUUACACAAAUUUGAAGACAGUUAAGUAGUGUUUUGGUGACAUGCCUUUCCCAUUAACAAAUGAUACUAAAAUUAUUAAAUGAAUAGUUGCAUAUAGUUAAGCAGUCUCUAUGGUAACACAGCUCAUACAUACUCUUGUAACUAAUGCGUGAAAUCUCUGCCAAUCAAGAGUGAUUAGUUUCUGCUAUAUAUAUAUACAUAUAUAUAUAUAAUAUGGGAUUAUUAUAAAUGGAAGUAACGAUGCUGUCUGGUAAUGUUUUGUUUGCUGUGACACACAAGACACAUGAAAACCUGCAAACCUGAUCUGCUCUGACUUCUACUCAGAGUAGUUUCUAUAUGCUUGUAUACUGACUGAUGUAAGUUUGAUGCAAAUUUAUAAUGCAAAUAUAUAGCAAUAAUUUACACAUAUUUUAAUGCUUUUCACUGUGCAGUUUUUAAUAGUCAGAUGAGAUGUUUUAUAUCUUUGAAAGUAUUGUUUAAUUAAUUGUCAUUUUUGGAUGUAAUCAUUAAAUUAAAGUGUGA